Messenger RNA from Melanotaenia boesemani (Boeseman's rainbowfish), 5677 nucleotides. It is a transcript of the gene camsap1b, whose product is annotated as calmodulin regulated spectrin-associated protein 1b. The record is from RefSeq and is a predicted model, not a curated record. NCBI's taxonomy places the organism in Eukaryota, Metazoa, Chordata, Actinopteri, Atheriniformes, Melanotaeniidae. The transcript has 19 exons. Gene Ontology annotation, biological process: cytoplasmic microtubule organization; negative regulation of microtubule depolymerization; neuron projection development. Gene Ontology annotation, molecular function: calmodulin binding; microtubule minus-end binding; spectrin binding. Gene Ontology annotation, cellular component: microtubule minus-end. The coding region runs from base 427 to 5064 and encodes 1545 amino acids.
UGAAAAUUGGGCAGAGCGCGAAUACGCUGCUGAUCUUCGCAGCUUAGCCCGAGUCGCAAGGAAAUGUGUGUCUCUAUUAUUUAACAUGAAGCAUGUAAUACAGAGAUAUACAUUUGAACAGAGGAGCCCCUGCGCGUCGUGCUUUUUCAUUGGAGAGCUCACCUCAUUUUUGCCUGGCGUUUGUUCCACCUUAUAAACACUGCUGUUGAGCGGUUGUCACACAGGCCGCAAAUCGGGUUCUGUUGCUAGGAGGAGACCUCAGAGUCGCCUCCCUGCUAGCAUGAUUAGCUGGCUAUGAUGUGUCGCUUUGGCUGGUGUAUUUUGUACACAGCGGACAAGCGGACAACAACGGGGCUGGUCCUUGGAUAAGUGGUUUACCCCGACGGGACAAAAGGGUGACUUGGAAAUACACCACACCUUUCAAGGAUGGAUGUUGACUUGUGUGCUGGCGGGGACAGUACCAGAAGAAAAUUGGAUUUGGCAGGGGCCUCGGAAGGCACUAUGGACGUUGUACCUUUGGAGAUGUACGACUCUGCCCGAGCAAAAAUAGCUGCCAACCUGCGGUGGCUGUUUGCCAAAGCCUAUGGCAUUGAUCAUAUUCCAGAGGAUUUAAGGGACCCAUUCUAUACAGACCAGUAUGACCAAGAACACAUCAAGCCACCAGUCAUUCGUCUGCUACUGUCCUGUGAACUUUACUGCCGCGUGUGUGCCCUCAUCCUCAAGACUGAGCAGGCAGCAUCUCUUCAGUCCCACCUGUCAGUCAUCCAGGCUUUGUCCCGAAAGGGCAUUUAUGUUGUGGAGAGUGACGAUACACCUGUCACAGCGGAGGACCUGGCCUGCAUGCCUAUCAAAAUGAGUGCGCACAUGUCAAUGAUUGAUUCCUUGAUGAUGGCCUACACAGUGGAGAUGAUAAGCAUCGAAAAAGUGGUGGCUUCUGUCAAGCGCUUCUCUACCUUCAGUGCCUCUAAGGAGCUGCCCUUUGACCUGGAGGAUGCUAUGGUCUUCUGGAUAAACAAGGUGAACAUGAAAAUGAAGGAGAUUAUAGAAAGGGAGCACAAAGUCAAGCACCACCCCCUGGAGUCCCCCAGUCACCAAAAGUCUCCCUCCAAAUGGUAUUGGAAGCUAGUCCCUGUACGGUAUCGUCGGGAGCAUGCUUCAGGUCGCCAGCUGCCCUUCUUUCCACUGCUGGAAGACCUGAUGAGGAAUGUUUGUGAUGGAGCUCCACUGCUCACGGUGGUCCAUUACUACUGCCCAGACAUCAUGAAGCUGGAAGAUAUUUGCCUGAAGGAAGUUCCCUCUAUUGCUGAUAGCCUGUAUAACAUCCAGCUCCUCAGAGAGUUUGCCAACGAGUACUUGAAUAAAAGUUGCUAUCUGACAGCGGAGGACAUGCUCUACUCCCCACUAGUGCUCAAGCACAAUGUGAUGGUGUUCAUCGCUGAACUUUUCUGGUGGUUUGAAACUAUCAAGCCGGAGUUUGUCCAGCCCAGAGAUCUCCAAGAGUUUAAAGAUGCUCGAGCCAUAGCUCAUCCCAAGAGUGCCCGCCCAUCUGUGCCCAUCUCCAAUGCCACCAAGCGCAGCUUCCUACCUAGUCCAGGCAUGGCUGAAAACCAGAGCAGCCCUGAAGUCUGUAACAGGUACUUCCUGCACCAUGAAGACUCUGACCCCCUUAAAGGGGGUCCAACGUUUAGUCCCUCUCACCCUCUCUUGCCCCUGAGACAGAGACAACAGAAGCAGCAAGGAGAGGACAGUGCUGGUCUGAGAAACCGUUCAAACUCUCUUACUCAAAUGGAUGGAAAACAAUCCAGAAGCUCUGUAACGUUGCCUGACAAGAGACAAAGACCAGUCUCCACUCUGAGCCCCUUCAUGUUGCAUUCAGCCACAGACAGCGAUGCAGACAUGGCGUCUGUCGAUAGCGUGAGUCUUGCUCGCUCAAUUAGCAAGGACAGCCUGGCAUCCAACGUCAUCAACGUAACUCCCAAACACCAGACUUCUGUUCACCAACCUCCACACGCUGCCAUACGCAGAGUCAAUGGCCACAACCUGCUGAGCAACGUCAACAUUGAAGAUGAGGAAGAAACUCUGGUGGCGGCCGCCAGGACCAGUUCCAAAGCAGCUGUUACAGUUGGACUCAAAGCAUCCUCAGACCCCAAUCCUGCGUCGGACAGUUUUUACUUAGAGCCACUAAUGCCUGCCAUGCUCAAAACGGCCAAAGAGAAGUCUGUAUGCCUGAACAAGGAGGAGGAGAGUGGUGAGGUAAGCCGGUCUGCAGGUAGAGGCUCUUUACGCUUAGAUGGAUCUACAGCUGCCGUUCGAAGGAAAGCUCCUUCCACUCUGAACCAAACAUUUACUCCUACCACUGAGGAAGAAGAGGUGUCAGGUGAGUUGCAGCGGCAGCCGGCCGAUUUCAGAUCUACACUCACCAGCAGUUUGGACUCAUCCAAGGAGCCAGCUGAAGGUUUCUACCUUCAUUCAGAUACUGAGGAACCAAAGGGUGACCAGAGCCUGGAUGCUGAGCUGGAAGACCUGGAUGAGGAAGAAGAAGGUUUGGAUGAAGCUCUUACUACUAAAGACACAAGCUAUCCCAGGAAAGCAUACAACGAAGAAGAAGAAUCUGCCAAGCUCCAAGAGGAUAUGAAUGUGAAAGAACACGAGGACAAAGACUUUAACGGGGGCAGCGGUCGGUCUAGCCCUUGUCUCAGCACACACUCACAGAGCAGCAGCAUGGCCAGUGGCAGCGUGCGCAUGACCUCCUUUGCUGAGCGUAAAGCCCAGCAACAGCGCUUUGGCAGCAACCAUGACCUACGCUCCAGUGCCUCCAGCUCCCAAAGGACCACUCCCGAUGGAUCAGAGUGCAGUGGGCCCCUGGCUUCUUCCUGGAGAGUUAAAAGAGACCAAAGCCCCUCCUCUCCUUUGGGAGGAUGCACACGUGCAGGUGAUGGCAGCAGUGGCGUGAAUGUACUGGCUUCUGAACUUGUUCAACUCCGCAUGCAGCUCGAGGAGAAACGACGUGCCAUUGAGCACCAGAAGAAGAAGAUGGAAGUGCUGUCAGCAAAGCAGAGACAGAAGCUGGGCAAAGCGGCCUUUUUGCACAUUGUAAAGAAAGGUGGAGGAAAGAGCGACACAUUACCCAACCCACUUAAAGCUGACAUAUCGAAAGCUGAGCUUAACGGGGAGAAAGGACCAUCAAGUAAAGAUGACAUGUGUGUUGAUAAAUUAAGAGGAGAGAAGGAGAUGGAGGAGGCUGUCCCUCCUGGUGCCUUAGAAGCAGAGAAGAAAGGGAAUAGCGGAAGCUUCUAUCUAGACGAAGAAUUGGACCUGAAUGAGUGCAGCCGCUCCAUCGAGCUGCUGAAUGAAGCCAUUGGCAGCAUCCAGCAGCAGAUGAUGCAGCUGUCGCUGCAGCAAGAGAUGCUGAUGAAACAGAAUGUACAGUCUCCACCCGGUGCGACUCCACCUCCUCCUCACACCAGCGAUAAAAACGGUGAUUUGAAGACUGGGUCGAGUUUUCACUUUGUGGAGCACCUCUCUGGUACUGCUCCGACUAGAAAACCCCCCAAGCUAAGCUCAGGACGUAGCUCUAGGUCCAAACCAUCAGAGCUGAAGAUAGCUAAAGAGCAGAGCAGGCAGGCCUUCAGGACCCCCACUCCCACCCAGAGUGGGUCAGAGAUGUUACCAAACCCAAGGCAGCUGGCUGGGGGCAGGUCCCCCAAGGCCGAACAACCCAGACACCCCACAGCUGGAGAGACAAUCGACAGGCCAGGAUCUGGCCAUGUCCGAAGCGCCACCUUCCGCCUUCAUGAUGAAGCAAAUUUGCGCCUGCCGACCCGGGUGGAUCUGACGUCGGUGACCGCCCCAGAAGUGUCCUCUGAGUGCCUGUCCAGUACCCCGAGGGAGUCUGAACUCGGUUCCUCAGAUGGUUUAGGGAGAGACAACUCAUCAGAGGAGAUGCAACGCAGCAAAUCCCACCUGAUAGAGGUGGACCUGUCAGAGCUGAACCCAUGUGAGGAAGAGGAGGGUCCUGAGGACAAAACAACAGAGGAUGGAGAAGGAGACCAGAAAGCAGUCAUGGGCUUCUUCUUUAAGGAUGAGCAGAAAGCGGAAGAUGAACUUGCUAAGAAGAGGGCAGCGUUCUUACUGAAGCAGCAGAAGAAAGCUGAGGAGGCUCGAAUCCGUAAACAACAACUAGAAGCAGAAUCUGAACUCAAACGAGAUGAAGCCAGGCGGAAGGCCGAGGAAGAUCGUUUGCGUAAAGAAGAGGAGAAGACGCGGCGGGAGCUGAUAAAGCAGGAAUAUCUGCGGAGGAAGCAGCAAGAGAUGUUCGAGGAGCAAGGCCUUGAGAAGCCCAAAACUCCCAAACCGAAGCAAAAACACAAACAUAAGUCUGUCUUCAGAGAAGAAUCCUCUGGUGAUCAUUUCUCCAAGUGCUCUUCCACACCUGACAACCUGAGCAACGCCCAGUCAGGCUCCAGUCUGUCUCUGGCAUCUGCAGCUACAAACGAGGCCGACAGCGUCAACUCUGGAGGGGCUGGCUCUCAGCGCUGCGACUCUGUGGAGUCGUUUCCAGGCAGUCGGAACAACAGCCGAGCUGCAGAAAGAGACUGGGACAACGGUUCCACUGCAUCUUCCAUCACCUCCAUGGCUGAAUACACGGGCCCCAAACUCUUCAAGGAGCCCAGUGCCAAAUCAAACAAGCCAAUCAUUCAUAAUGCAAUCUCUCACUGCUGCCUGGCUGGCAAAGUCAACGAGCCCCAGAAGAACCAGAUCUUAGAGGAGUUGGAGAAGUGCGAGUCCAACCACCUGAUGAUCCUGUUCCGUGAUGGCGGCUGCCAAUUCCGAGCGCUCUACUCGUACCACCCCGACACCGAAGAGAUACUGAAGGUGACGGGCACCGGACCCAAGAGCAUCAGCAGGAAGAUGAUCGACAAGCUGUACAAGUACAGCUCGGACCGAAAGCAGUUCACCGUCAUCCCUGCCAAGACUGUGUCAGUCAGCGUGGACGCCCUGACCAUCCACAACCACCUGUGGCAGGCCAAGAGAAGUGCUGUGCCAAAGAAAAGUGGUAAAUAACAGGCUGGGUUUCAAGCCACUAUCACUGAAAUCGUUGUGACUCCAUAUUGCUUGUUUCCCCAAAGUACUGAAUUGAAACUCACCACCAAGCUGGCCUGGGAAUCUACCAAGGAGAGUCCUCAUGUGGGCAUGUGGGCAUCUGUAGAUUGGACCUAGGCAGAAACAAGGGAAGAUGUAUAUGCGUGAGUGUGUGUGUGAUCUGAGGAGGGACUGGUGGUUGCAACCCUGUGAUGUCACUGCAAUGAGUUCGGGUUUAUUUUGGGUCUGGCUACUUUUUCAGGCGACCAUGAACCAAGCAUGUGGCAUUGUUGUUUUUUUCCUCCCAUAUAGUGAAUGUUCAUUUUUACAUGAAGUAUUUAUUAGUUCAGCACUGUCACUGUUGAGAGUUCCACUGCGGCACUAAAACCCUCCCCACGUCUCCAGGAAUGCCUGGGGGGGGAUCCUGUCUCUCUCCUUUUUGAAAAUCUUGAACAUGGGACUUUUAUACGAACCCUUCAGGACUGCUGGACUUCUCUGCUGUCCCAACAACGAUCUCUCCCCCUCCGCGGACUGUCCAAUCAGGCUGGCAUUGCCGACUUCUGCCUCACCAAGAAUCUCCAAAAAACAAAACAAA